Messenger RNA from Orbilia oligospora ATCC 24927, 1299 nucleotides. RefSeq lists its product as uncharacterized. Lineage: Eukaryota; Fungi; Ascomycota; Orbiliomycetes; Orbiliales; Orbiliaceae. The transcript is spliced from 6 exons. The record is from RefSeq and is a predicted model, not a curated record. Gene Ontology annotation, cellular component: multimeric ribonuclease P complex; ribonuclease MRP complex. Gene Ontology annotation, molecular function: ribonuclease P activity; ribonuclease MRP activity. The coding region runs from base 1 to 1299 and encodes 432 amino acids. Gene Ontology annotation, biological process: tRNA 5'-leader removal; tRNA 3'-end processing; endonucleolytic cleavage in ITS1 to separate SSU-rRNA from 5.8S rRNA and LSU-rRNA from tricistronic rRNA transcript (SSU-rRNA, 5.8S rRNA, LSU-rRNA).
AUGGCACAAUUGCUCAAUAAACUAGCCCAUGCUGGUCCAGACGCCAAAUGCUACAUUACUUGCGGUAAUCUUCCAGCGACCUUGGGUCCGGAAACAUUGAACCAGCGGCCGUAUACUACAAUCCGUGGUCAUAUCUAUAAUCAACAGGUCGACCUUCUUCUCCCAGAUGAAAUCUGCGAGCUGGUUCAAAAUAGGCUGAGCGAGCAGCUCAAGCCUCUACAAUAUCAUAGAAUUUUCAUGGGAUUGAAAGAUAUCCUCGAGAAAGAGUUUUAUAAUAAUUAUAUUCGACAGGGGAAUAUAUUAUUGCUCAGUGAUGGUAGAAUCGACGUUGAUGAUGUCUACUGCCUAUACGAUGGUACACUAUAUCUUUUCCUCAAAAAAGACACAUACGAAAAGGCAGGAUUAGUUGGCAAGCAAGCCGCAUUCGGCGGGAGAAAGAAGGAACGAUGGGUAAUCGAACUCAACCUGAGGGAGCCACAUAUGAUCCAUGGGAGAAAGGCCUUUGAUAGACUAGUCUGGAGUUUCACAAAUGUCUUCAAACAACAGAAUGCAUGGCUAUUCUGUGACCUACAGCAAGAAGCAAUAAACCCAUCCGCUGCACCAUCAGAACCAACAGUCAAGGGCCUCACACUACCCACAGUCAUCAGAACAAUCACACCCACAAUAACCAACUCCUCGACCCCCAUAAAACUCGCCUCAUUCGCGCACACAAUUCCCACAAAGGAUUCCACAGAAUACACCCGCACAGUCUUCUACGACUGGGCCACUUCUCUCCAUGAAUGGCUAGCCUUAGUAAGUAUAAACGCCGACCGUCUAAACAUCACAGACUCAAUAGAUCCAUUAUUAAGUCGAUACGAACCUCUAACGGACGAUGAUAACAUCAUAACUUCCACCACAUCUACAUCAGAAUACAAACUUCAAGGGAAAAUAUCAAAAAUUUCGUGGAGGGGGUUCAUCCCCGCGGAAUAUAUUUCAAAAAUAUUUAGUAUUGUACAAGAAGUUGUGGCAAGGGAUCAGUGGUAUUCGAUAACAGUACAUGGCUUCCAAAAUGCGCCAAUCAGUUGGAAGGGUAGGCAGCAUAGUGCCGUCGGCGGCGGGAUGGGGGGUGAAAAUCUGUAUACUAUCUUUCGACUCCCGGAAGGGAACAAUACUAGUUCUGUCGGGGGGAGAAACAGCGGUGGUGAUGACGGCGACGACGUUAUGGGAGGGAUGGGUAUCACGGAAGGUGUAAAUGAAAAGAUCGUUGGGUCGAAAUAUAUUAUGUGGGAGGUAGUCGGUGGGAGGGACGAGUUUUCUUGA